Messenger RNA from Paramecium sonneborni, 1463 nucleotides. The record is from the annotation of a GenBank genome assembly. NCBI's taxonomy places the organism in Eukaryota, Ciliophora, Oligohymenophorea, Peniculida, Parameciidae.
AUGGACUUUUAUUAAAUAGCUGCUAAAAAUUAGUUAAAUUCUGAUUCUGCUGAAUAUGACAUCAUUAAUAUAGAAUAUGCUGGAAAAGAUUACCCUGAAUUUGUAUUUGAAAUUAAUGAAGAAGAGUCAAAUGUGAAUCUUACAAAUUUAUCAAAAGAAUAUUUAGAUAAUUAUCAACAUCAUCAAGAGAACUUUAUUUAUUAUAAAGUUGAAAUGAAUGAUUCUAUAUAUGGUUUAGAAUUAAAAUUUGAAAUAAGGUAUCUCAUAAUUCAAAAUGAUUAGUUCAAUCUAAAUCUUAAGAUUUAAUAAUAUAUCUGAAAAUUCUAUAUAUCCAGGUAUGAUUUUAAAGAUACCCUAAAAGUAAGGAUAAAGUAAUUCUCUAGAACAAGAUAUAAAAACUUUUAAUAAAUCUUCUUAUUCAGCUCUUUAUAUUACCUAAGUUGGAGCAGUAUAAGGUUAAUUUGUGAUAACACCAUCCUUUGUAGCUUUUGAACCUGAAAAAUAAUGUAGAUAAAAUGAUGAAAUAAUUCAAAAAGCCUAAAUUCGACAUAUUGAUAAUUUAUAUCUUUAAAUUCUAUUGAAACAUAUUGUUUUAGUUGAAUAACAAGAAUUAUCUUAGUUUUUUAAAAAAAAAAUACCUUUAAAUAAAAAUAAUGUUAUUACAAUAAUAACAUAAACAAAAAAAUAAAAGAUUGUUGUUUUGAAAUUGAUUGAAGAAAAUCGAAUUGAUGAUUUUUUAAAUUAGCUUAAUUAAAAUUUAUAGGAUUAUUACAAUAGUUAAGGAAGAGAAAAUUUAAAUAAUGUUUUUAGUUAAAAAAGUUAUGAUUAAAAAACUAUUAUACCAUAUCAUUUUGAAUCGGAUGGUCAAAUUGAAAAUAUUGAGUAACCAAAAUGUAAUAUUAGUUAAAUAAUAAUUAGAGGUUGUAUGUCGUGAUUCUUAAUUAACUUAACUUAAAUCUAAAUCAGAAAUUGCAACAAGAGAUAAAUUCAUUAGUAUUUCUUCUAAUUUACCUUUUCUAUAUAAAGGAUAGAAAUGGUAAAUUAUUUAUUCAUCUAUAUAACAUGGUUCAUCAAUUUUAACUUUAAUGAGAAAAACAGAAAAUAAUUUACCAUCAAUUAUUUUAAUAAAAGAUUUAGAUUAAUAUUUAUUUGGUGCUUAUUUAUCUGAUGGUAUUAAAAAUAGUUAUGGAAAAUUUUAUGGAAAUGGAGAAUCUUUUCUAUUCACAUUUAAAAAUAGUUCUGAUAUAAAAAUAUAUAAGUGGACUCAAAUCAAUAAUUAUAUAACAUUAUGUGAUACAGAUGGAUUAGCUAUUGGUUGUGGAGAUAAAUAUGGCUUAUUUAUUAAUUCUGAUUUAUCAAAUGGAUAUAGUUGCCAUUGUGAAACAUUUGAUAAUGAAAUAUUGUCAAAAAAUAACAAAUUUAUUAUAGAGAGAUUAGAAAUUUGGAGCAUAAGUUAUAAUUGA